AUUCCCAAACUACGAUUGCUUAUAUAAUCCUGAAAGUGCUUCCUCGGCUUCAAAAGUGGAGACCAGAUACAAUAAUGUAUCUUUAUGGAAUCUAGUUCUGGAUGUAUUUGCUUUGUCCAAAACAGACUAUAUUGUGUGCACAUUCUCUUCAGGGAUGUGUAGGCUAGCUUUUGAAUUGAAGCAUGCUAUAGACGAUAAAUCUGUCGAUGUGUCAAGGAAAGCUGUAAGCUUGGACAUACUUCAUCAUUAUGCGUGGGUAACUCCUCCUGCGCGAAAAGCCAUUUACAGCCACGUGCCCAAGUCCCCAAGAGAAAUUCCAUUCGAAAAGGGAGACGUUCUGAUUUACAAAAACGAAUAUUCUACAGUGAAUGCUGCAUUGAAAGGCAAAACAGCAAAUGGAUUCUUAAGAAUGAUAAGCAACAAGAAUGAAAUUUUAGAAGGUUUCGUGCCAGCCUAUAAGACAAGAGAAACUUUCCAGUUAACUACGUUUUGAUUGUCUUAAAAUGCAAAAUUUGAGCUCUUUUUCAUAUUUUAUAUAUUGAAUUAUGAAAGAUUCAAUUCGGAAGUUAUUAAAUCUUUCAUAAUUGAGUGAGAGAUUUUUUUUAAAUCCCAAAUAGUAAUGAGAGAUUUACGUAAGAAAAUUGUAUGCUUAUGUAUGCGACUAUAAGCAAUUUCUAAAAUUACAAUUUCAUACUUUUCUGUUAUAAAUUUUUUUUUUAUAAAUCUUCUGUAUUAAAUUGAU
Parasteatoda tepidariorum (common house spider) is the source of this 742-nucleotide messenger RNA. Lineage: Eukaryota; Metazoa; Arthropoda; Arachnida; Araneae; Theridiidae. The record is from RefSeq and is a predicted model, not a curated record.